Messenger RNA from Saccostrea cuccullata (small rock oyster), 711 nucleotides. RefSeq lists its product as uncharacterized. Lineage: Eukaryota; Metazoa; Mollusca; Bivalvia; Ostreida; Ostreidae. The record is from RefSeq and is a predicted model, not a curated record. The transcript has 2 exons. The coding region runs from base 1 to 711 and encodes 236 amino acids.
AUGCAGAGACAUCACGAGGAAAUCAUAACGAGGCUCGAAGAAAUCAAGAAGAAACACGAACAAACUCUUAGAGACAGUCUGGAAGUGCAAAAUGAACAAAUAAAUCGCGUGAAAUCACAGUUAGAAAUGAAGAAGAAACAACUUCUUGAUCUGGUAAAAUUCAUGGAGGAGAGUAACGGUAUCAUGUCCGACUACAGCUUCGUUGAGAACCACAAAGAACUGACGGAACUGAUGUCCGACUUGGAUGUUGAUAUGAAGAGAUGUGAACAGCGAAAGAGAUUUAGAAGAGGAAAAAUAAGUGAUAAGCAACUGAAAUGUAUGGUUGGAAAGAUUAUUGAUACAGAUGAGGUCAUUGCCAAUGAAAUAGGAUCUUUCCAGUAUGGACAUAGCACUAUUUUAAUGUUGGAGUCAUUCAAUAUUGAUAACAGGUCCAUCGCUCGCCUCUCCCCGUCAGGAUCUGUUUCUGUUGUCCUUAGAACAGAUCCGCUGUUACCAGGAGGAAUAUGUAGUCAAAGAAGUGGAGGUCUCCUGGUGACAUUGAACGACAACACAACACAGUGGAUGAAUUCAGAUUCAGACAGCAGGCGUUUGGUGAGACACGUUUCCCUCACUGUUUACACUAUCCGAGAAUACGAGUACACUUCUGACGGUAAAACAAAGCUGUUUACUCUACCAGUCAAAAUCACACAGAAUGGACAUCUGUGUUGUUAA